GUUGACAUACUCAGUCAAUAUGGACAGCAUCAAAUGCUUCUUCGUGUUGAGUGCGUUCCUGAUGCCACAUGCGCUGGCAGCAUCGUCGACCAACAGGACCGUCAUCUUCAUCUUCUACGAGACGUUGCCGGAACAAAGCCUCUUCAUCAGGGGAGGACUUGAUACAAACCUGCACUCCGGUUGUGACACUGAUGAGGUGACGGGCGACGCCUGCGCUAUCCCGAUGCGCACUCGACUUCUGGGUACCAUUGACCACUACGACGGCUACAACGCAUGGCGCGCUGGUGACAACUUCCUGGACUGGCACGGCGCCGAAGCUGGACAGGGAAGCUUUUACGGGGCUCCCGCUGAAGGAACGCCUCUCGUUUGGACGACCAGCAACAUACUUAGCCCAGCCUACCAAGAACUUAACACUUUUGGAGAUCAUUACUGGAUGGUUGACAUGGAAAUGGACUGUCCUUUUGUGGAGGCGGACGGUUGGUUUGACGUUAAAGGCUACACCGCCCCCGCCAGCUUUGGAUGGGAACCUGAUGUAACCCAGACGGCUUGUGAUGGCACUAUUGGAGGCGUCUCGCCACAUGCCUCAGUGAACCACAUGGCUCGCUGUGGCGCUGUGAACAUCUUCGAGCACGGCGGCUCUGCCUGCACCAUCAACGCCUUCGAGGACUGAAGCACUGCCGAGGAAACGUUAUGCAUUUCUACCACUAGAGUCAUUCAGUGAUGGCACUAUCGUAUUAUAUGGAAUAAAUAUUCAUUAUUAUUGAAAAUUUUUGGACUAUUAAGAUUUGGCGUUUUUUUUUUGGUGAUCAUGGAAUUUUGGACUAUUAAGAAUUAGUCAACCAUUGCGGUAUCAUUGGUGAUCAUAGGAAGAAACAACUCGUCGACGGUGUACUGGCACGCAGUCACGAGUAUAGCAAAUGAGUUCUCAUUUAUGGAGACAAAUAAAGCUUACGAAAUUCCAGCAGGUAGAAAAAAAUACAUUUUACUCCUACACGAG
Messenger RNA from Hyalella azteca, 997 nucleotides. RefSeq names its product alpha-amylase. The transcript is spliced from 5 exons. The record is from RefSeq and is a predicted model, not a curated record. Bases 20 to 670 code for a protein of 216 amino acids. Lineage: Eukaryota; Metazoa; Arthropoda; Malacostraca; Amphipoda; Hyalellidae.